UUUUCCUGGCAAAUUACCCACCCUCUGCUCUUCUUUCAAAUAGACUUAGCAUGUAAGAAAUCUCACCAAAACACGUAAACAAUACCAUAAAGACCACGCUGUCUGUCUGUCUGUCUGUCUCGCGUCAGCACAGAAAGGUUGAAACAAGCCUUGCCUUGUUUGUUCUCUUCUGUCUGUUAGAAGUAUCAGAGAGAGAGAGAGAGAGACUGAUUCAACAGUUUGUUCAUCUAUCAGUCACAAAAGGAGCAGGCUUAUCAUGGGGAAGAAGCUUGAUGCCCUGCUUGGAAGAGCCUUCAAACCCUCCAAGUUCAAGUCACUCAUCAGCCUUGCCAUUUCUCGUCUUGCUGUUUUCAAGAACAAGCAUCAGUCCCGUUGCAACCAGGCUCGCUCUGAUGUCGUGCAGAUGCUUGAACUUGGCCAACAGGAUCGGGCUCUUCUUCGAGUUGAGCAGGUGAUCAAGGAGCAAAACAUGUUGGACGUGUUUGUUAUGCUGGAAGGGUAUUGUAAUCUCGUCGUCGAAAGGGUCCAUCUAAUUGAACAAGACAGAGUAUGCCCCGACGAGCUUAAGGAGGCAAUAUCUGGCUUGCUCUUUGCAUCUUCGAGGUGUGGGGAUUUCCCCGAGCUUCAAGAGAUUCGUGGGGUUUUCAUGUCUCGCUAUGGCAAAGAAUUCGCUGCUCGUGCCAUCGAGUUGCGCAACAACUGUGGAGUGAACACUAAGAUUAUACAAAAGCUGUCAACCAGACAACCAGACUUGCAGAGUAGAAGGGAUGUGCUCAAAGAGAUUGCUGCUGAGAACGGCAUUGCUUUACAGUUUGAGGAGACCUCUCGUUCCAGCGAGGAAAAUUUGGAUGGAAGCAAGAAGCAAAGCCAGCCCAAGCUAGACACAUCAGCUAAGGCAGGUAGCAUUGGAGGAGAUGAUGAUGGGUUCUCUGAUUCAAUGAACGCAAGGAAAAAGUACAGGGAUGUGGCUGAUGCAGCUCAAGCAGCAUUUGAGUCAGCUGCUUAUGCUGCAGCGGCUGCAAGAGCAGCUGUGGAACUCUCUCAGUCUGAUUCUCAUGAUCCUGAUGAUCAGAACAGUCCCAAUAGUCGAGGAAAAAGAGUGUCUGACAGACAUGAAUCUAAUUCUAAAGAUAAGCAAACUCAUCCUGGUGGUCAAGCAGAGGAGUUGAAUGAGAGCAAGAAGACACCAGAAAUCUCAAGUCCUUCAAGUGAAGGUUCUGCAGAAGGAACCCUUGACCUUAGGACAAUGUCCUUAGACGAAGUGGACCCAAUCAAGCUAUUGGAAAAGGAAGUAGUUAUUCAUGAGAGUGACGAUGAAACCUAUGAUUCCCAUGGUUUGAGUUUUGAUAUGAAUGCAAGGAAGCUAAAAGACAAGGUCCAAGAUACAGAUAAGGAUGAUGAGCCCUCAGAAAAAACUGGACUGACAUUUCAGUACUCAUCAAAUAAGCAAAUCCCUUCAAGCCUUCGUGCUGGCCAGAAGGUGGAGACUGAAACUGAGAACCCCACAGCACAUGCAGCCAAAAGUUCUGAGAUGAAAGGUAAACAACACUUUACCAUAAACAAGGGUUUUUCUGUGAGGAGUAAACAAGUGCGGGGGUACUGAAGAGCAUGGGUAUAUUAAAUGUUUGUAAGUUUGGUGAGUUGCAUGAUAGCAUUGGUUGAGCCGCAUGAUAGCAUUGGUUGAGUCUACAGGCUGGGUUUUAUUAUUUGAUUUGUUUUUGUUAAUUUUUGUAAGAUGUAAACUCAAUGUAAUUGUUUUGUAAUGAUUUUGAAAGUUUUUGUGAAGCGAAAAUUUUGGAGAAA
Molecule: messenger RNA, 1803 nt
Organism: Theobroma umbraticum
Lineage: Eukaryota; Viridiplantae; Streptophyta; Magnoliopsida; Malvales; Malvaceae
Product: Regulator of Vps4 activity in the MVB pathway protein
Biological process (GO): protein transport
Source: RefSeq, a predicted model, not a curated record